Messenger RNA from Drosophila biarmipes, 5473 nucleotides. Its product is annotated as atrophin-1. The transcript has 6 exons. Lineage: Eukaryota; Metazoa; Arthropoda; Insecta; Diptera; Drosophilidae. The coding region runs from base 861 to 4451 and encodes 1196 amino acids. The record is from RefSeq and is a predicted model, not a curated record.
GCCAAAGCUGACGAACUUCCUCUGCUCGCCCAAAGCCCGGCCAAAACGGGCAGGAGAAUCGCUCAAGACCUGGCGGGUGUGAAGUGAAGUGACUUAUGAAUUGAUCAAAUUUAUUGCCACCCGAUAUAUGCGGGCAAUUCACUUUUUUUGCCAAGAUAUUUUUCGCUAAUGAACGGAGAUAAUUUAGCUCAUUUUUGUACUCCUUUUUGUUUUUGUGAAUUAAGUAAUGCACGAGUAUGAAUCGCAGUUUGUACAGCAGUGAAAUAUGAAAUACAAUACAGCGGCAGCAGCAGCAAGUAAUAAUAAAACAAAGCAAAGCGGGAGAAACAAAAAUUCUAAUAUGCAAAUUAAAUAAUUUUGUUUAUGGUGCAGUCGAAAGAAUUCCAAAAAAAAAGAGUUCCAAUACAGAAAAAUAUUAUAUGAAAAUUGAACCUGUUCUGCUGGAGGCUGGAUCCGGCGAUUGAGGAACAUCCGUAAACGAAUUACUUUUUGGAUUCCGCUUUUACAUCCUUUUUGGGCAUGAGUAACUAACUCGCUGAUUGACGGUCAGAACGCUGCGUCAUGUUGUUGCUGCCAACGGAAAUGUGUCCAGCAGCAACGACAGUAACAACAACCAAAAGUUGCCCAACGAAGAGUAAUUUGCGAAAAUCAUAAAAAAGUAGCGUAAAUAACUCCCGGCUCCGCCAGCUCCAAGUGGAGCAAAAGCAAAAAGCACAAAGGCCAAGCGCGAAAAGAGCCAGAAAAUUGCUGGAAAUCUUUUGGUUCACACCAAAACAGAGACCCCAGAGACAACGACCAUACCCAAGAACGACAACCUGAGGAACAACCAGAGCAGCAGCAGCAAGUGUCGCCGUUUUCUUAUGCACAAAAACCAUUCUGUGAUAUCUCAAGACCCAAAGAUGGCAUCGUUAACCUUGCACUUGAUAGUGAUAGCUCUGCUGGCGUCGACUGCGCUGUCGACACCGACCACACCGACCACACCAGCAACCAGCACAGCGACGCGGCAGCGCGGCAGGGGCGGCGUCGCCUUCCAGGCGGAGGGGCUGGGGCCCGCUAGGCUGACGGGGGGCGUGGCUGCCUCCACGACCAGCACAGAGGCGCCGACGUUGAGGGCGCCGCGACAGCGUCGUCCGCCCACGACGCAGUCGAUCGAUGUGACGGCGACGGUGACCCCGAUUCGCAGUCGCGGGCGCGGUGGCAGCGCGGCGACGCCACUGCCGCCGGUCACAGCACCAACAACGGCUAGGGUGCUGCAGCGACGACGCAGCAGCACUUCCAGUACGACAACAACAACGGCAGCCACUCCUGCCGCUGGAAGGUCUUCCAGGGAUCGGGGGAGUGUGAGGGGGCCGCGACAACCGCGCGACACGCCGGAAGCCAGUAUUCGCCGCAGUUGGCAGUCCGCCCAGCCCACCGCCACCCCCUACCACGCCUACGCGCCCACUUCCAGUCCCAGCUCCAGCUUCGACUCCAGUUCCAGCUCCACGUCCAGUACCACUUCCAGCCGAGGCGCACUUAAAACGCCACGCAUGAUCCAGCGCCUGGUGGCCGGUCACAUCCACAACGCCCAGGGCCACUCCACCUACGAGGUGUCGGCGGUGAGCGCCAACAGCUCUUCCUCCAGCUAUGGACCCUCCACGACGCAGAGUACCACACCCUCCUCCUUCUCCUCUCCUACGACGUCUACGACGACGACGACGACCACAAAGCAACCUGCUUUGAGGAGCAAGACGAGCAGCAGCUACCGACUAGCCAAGCCCUCGACCAGGCCCAGAUCGAGCAGCACAGCGGCCCCGACGAGAUUCAGUAAUCCGCCCAGCACCUCGAGAGCCACCAGCCCACUGCCUCCCCCGCGGUCCAACACUCCCAACCCCUUCAGGGGGCAGGAGUCCGACGACGACGAGGCCCUGCUCAACGAACCCGACGACUUCGACAACUGGGACAACGGGAUCCUGCGUCUGAGUGCCGGCUCCGGCAAGGAGGCGGAGGCUCCGGCCAAGAAGCCGCCCAAGGAGGACCAGAAGAAGACGCUGGCGGACCAGGUGCGGGACGGCAAGUACGGCCUGAUCGAGAAGGAGCUGUUUCGCCGAGUGCCCAAGCGGCCGGGAGUGCUGAGUUACGCCCGCAACUCGGAGGUGCCGCUGGACAACGAGCGCAACUACGGCGGCCUGAACGAGGAGGACAUCUGGCUGGCCGAGGACCACCUGCUGGUGAUCAAGGGCGGCGCCCUGAACGAGGAGGCCGGCGACAACCAGCAGGGCCCCUGGCCGGCCAUCGACGACUACGAUGCGCCCGGGAGACAGAUCAAGCUGCCGGCGAAUCCGGCCGUGCCGCCUCCCUUUCCCGUGCAGCUCGAGCCACACGGGCCGCUGCAGCUUAUCCGAGAUAAUCAACUCGAGAUCCUCCGUCCGGCGGCUGGCAAUGCAACGCUAUCCGCUAAGGGAGCCCACCACCAGGGCCACCAAGGCGCCGCCGGUGAAGAUUUCGCAUCGCAUCCUGCUGCCCGGACGGGAGCGACUGCAGCAUCUCCGGCAGCUAAGUCCGCGGAGGCCGGCGGCCGCGAUAGCCAUUCCCCGGAUGCCCCGGCCUACGUCUAUCCGGCGCCCUACGCCCCCUGGCUGCUCUACCCCAACGACUCGGUGGCGUCCCAGGGUCUGCUGAGGACCCCGCCGCUGCUGGGUCCCUGGCUGAUCAACGGACUAAACGGGAACGGCUCGCUGGUGGGCGAUUCCCCGCUCCCCGCCAAUGUCAGCGACUUCGACGAGGACGAUCCCUCGCUGUACUAUCCGCCGGCCUACACGUUUGUCUACAAGAGCAACUACUCGAACCCGGUGCCACCGGGUCCCCUGGUGCCGGGCAUAGUUCUGCCCCCGCCCCCGGACCACUUCAGCCGACUGGAGGGCAGUGGCUCGACCAGGAGACCCCCGACCCCGAGCAGCACCACGACCACGAGCAGCACAACCAGCAGUACGACGACCACCAGCACCACCACUACCACCUCCCGGCCGCCGGUGCAGCUGCCGGCCAUCCGCACCUCGUACAAGCCCAAGUACAAUGGGAUCACCUACCUGCCGCCGCCGCCCAGGCAGAGUUCACCCAAGUACGUGGAGCGAGUGCCCGUGCCGGUGGCGGUGCCCAUACCCAUCUACCCCGUCAACUACACGCCGCGACCGCAGCUGGUCUUCGUGCCCAGCUCCACGGAGGGCAGUCGCCAGGAGCCGCCGCUGGACCCACCGCUUUCCAAGUCCAACCCCAUCUACUACGAGUACUUCGAGGCCAAGCGGCAGCCGGGCUCGAUCAAGUCCAACGUCAUCGACGACUUCCUGGCCACCAAGCCGCCCAAGCGGCACCAUCACAACCACAACAACAUUGGCUCCCCGCACCACCACCAGCGGGAGCACCUGCAGCACUACAAGGCGUCCCCCAGUCCGGCCAACGACGUGGCCCCCGAGGUGGUCAACAUCACGCCCAAGCCGAGGACCGCCCAGCUGCAGCUCCACGCGGAGUACGAGGCCUCCCUGGGCCAGCUGCUCAGGAGCAACCUCAUCUCGCCCCCGGCAGCAGUCAACGUCAGUCCGGGGAGGUUCCAGGCUCCCGACUUCGACAAGCAGCCCUUCCUGCCCAUGGUGAACUACAGUGCGGACGAGCAGGACCAGAACGCCUUCAAGGCGAUAGUCUACCAGCCUCCCGGCCAGCGGCAGCGGCACCUGCGGGUGGGCAAGCAGCAGCUGCAGCUGGAUGCAUCCUUGGAGGCCUCUCCGCCCGACUCCUACCUGCCAGGACGCCACUUCCGGGUGGGCAAGCAGCAGCACCAGCAGCUCCAACAGCUCCAGCAACUGCAGCAGCAGCCGCAGAUCUACGAGCCGCAGAUCUACAGCACGCCAGUGCCCCAGUUUGUGGACGAUCCCCAGCAGCUGAGGCCCCCAUCGCCCGUCCAGUCCAGUCCCCUGCAGUUCUGGCAGCGACCUCCGCCGCAGUUCAAGAGGGUGCGCCCCAGCAGCAAGCAGGGACACCCCCAUCCCCAUGCCCACCCCCAUCCGCACUACCCGCCGUACUACGUGCCCGGCUACCCGAGUGCUCCGUCGGCGGAGCCCCUGUACCGCCUGGUGCCCGUGGCCCAGCACAAGCACUGGCGGAACAAGCAGCCGCAGCCGCCGCAGCAGGUGCAGUCGCAGCCCAUCCAGGUGCAGGCCCAGAACCAGGGCUAUCCCGACCGCAGCGUGAACAUCGGCCACAGCCUCGCCGGCGACAUCCUCGUCAACUACAACACCAACAACCAGUUCAAUCCGCAGGCGGAACUGGUGCCCCAGGCCCAGUUGGCGGCACCGCCUCCUCCGCUGUCCUACCAGGCGCAGAGCGGGCAGCCCCUGUGGGGCGACAGGGAGCGGGAUCGGGAUCGGGACCGGGACAGGGAGCGGUCGGUGAGGCAGUCGAGGGAGCAGCAGCAGUAAUAGUGUAUCGUAAUCCGAGUAAUCAUGUCGAUAAUGAUGGUUUCUAUGUCAUUGAUAAACGUAGUGUCAAAAUGUGAUCUAUAGGGAGGCCAAUCCGCUAUCGAAUCCCAGCCUAGACGACAAAAUGUUAAUCGUUCCAUGUAGCAAUCGUCCCUUCAUUCUAUACCAUUUCAUUCGCAGCCCGACAAUGGUCUCAUUUUCGAACUUCAACAUUCUGUAUUUUGUGAUUGAUGUUUUCAAGUAGUGUUUGUGGGUCUGAACAUUAAUCGAAAACAUUGAGGAAUUGAUUUAAUCUCAAAAUUGGUUGAGCUUUAUACAGCUUCUUUUCUCCCAGUUCGACUUCAUUUAACAUCUAGUUAGCGAAAUCCAAUCGAGCUCAAUCCAACACUGUUUCGCGUUCUUCGCCACCACUAACAAUAGUUACGUUAUGUAGAGCUGGUCAUAUAAGAGAUAAACCCCGAUUCGAUCCUGUUGCCAACGUCUUGAAAGCGAUAGACAAUCGAUAUAAAUCGACACUCGCUGGCAGGGGUGCAACAACACACACAUACAUAUAUAUUUAUACCAUAUAUAAGAACCUAUAUGCCUAUGCGGUAAAACAUAUUCACAACCCUAUGUAAAUAAUAAACGAGAGUAGGCGCUACGUACUCCACUUAGUCCUAGGGGCAGUAAAACACAUACCCGUGUGUAUGUGAACUUUAUCGAUAUCUGUAGGAGCGAAGGACUCUUCGCUUAGCCGUAGCUAUCUGUUUUAUCCUGCACACACUAUAUGUAUUAUUUUUUUCUAUUUAUUGUAAUCUGUUUUUGAAUGUUUUCCGAAAUCAUUGCAAAACUUUGUAUAAAAGCCAUAACAACUAAGGUCACUAUAAGUUAAAAUCACGCUAUGCAACUAAUAAACACUAUGCGUAAAAUUUAUCCUUAGUUUGUAAACCAUAAAUAAAAAUAUUUUUUUUUGUUAAUUUUAAACGAAUUAAAUAAUUUGUAGACUCAAAUUCUUAUUAUCGAAAUAAAGCAAAUUGAAAAUA